Exophiala spinifera is the source of this 1686-nucleotide messenger RNA. RefSeq lists its product as uncharacterized. NCBI's taxonomy places the organism in Eukaryota, Fungi, Ascomycota, Eurotiomycetes, Chaetothyriales, Herpotrichiellaceae. Bases 1 to 1686 code for a protein of 561 amino acids. The transcript has 2 exons. The record is from RefSeq and is a predicted model, not a curated record.
AUGGACGAGGUAUUUGACCUGAUCGUUGUGGGCACUGGCUGGUAUGGUUUGGCGGCCGCCAAAACUUACACUGAGCUGCAUCCUUGCGAGAAUGUGGCUGUCCUCGAGACCAAUUCUUCCGUGGGAGGCGUUUGGGCAGAAGACCGCCUGUAUCCUGGAUUGAAAUCGAAUAACAUGUUGGGUACUUAUGAGUAUCCCGACUUCCCACUGGACGGGGCCACCUAUGGUGUGAAACCUGGCCAGCAUAUUCCAGGUACCGUGCUGCACCAGUAUCUCACAGACUAUGCAAAGAAGUUCGGGGUGUUUCAGCGCAUUCGGUUCAACACGAGGGUCACCUCUGCAGAACCGUCGGAAGGGAGUGGCUGGCUCCUACGAACCGCCUCGGCCGAGGGUAAGGUCUUCCAGACAAAGAAGCUGGUAAUCGCUACCGGUUUAACAUCUGAGCCUUACGUGCCGAAGCUGCCCGGCAUGGAGGAAUUCAGAGGUCAGAUGUUCCAUUUGAGAGACUUUGCAGGCAAGGCCGAUACUUUAAAGGACGCACAAAACGUCGUCGUGGUCGGAGGCGCAAAGUCCGCUUGGGAUGCGGCAUAUGCCUACGCACAGGCUGGGGCCCAAGUAGACAUGGUAAUCCGGAAAUCGGGACACGGGCCAGUAUGGAUGGCUCCGCCUUACGUUACGCCUCUGAAGAAGUGGCUAGAAAAACUUGUGCAUACUCGCUUCUUGACCUGGCUAAGUCCCUGCGUCUGGGGUGAUGAAGAUGGUUAUUCCAGCAUUCGGCACUUCCUGCACGGAACUCUCAUCGGGCGAGGGAUCGUGAGUACUUUUUGGAAGAUCCUUGGUAGCGAUGUGAUUUCUCUCAACAAGUAUGACUCGCACCCAGAGCUGAAGAAGCUGAAACCGUGGGAUCCGGCCUUUUACAUUGGCAGCUCCUUGAGCAUUCACAACUACCCGAACAGUUUCUUCGACCUUGUCAGGGAGGGUAAGAUAAGGGUCAAUAUUGAUGAGAUUGCCGGCGUCAGCUCAGAAUCUAUCAAUCUGGCCUCGGGGCAAAAGCUCAAGGCUGACGUCGCAGUUCUGGCCACCGGCUGGAGGAAAGAACCAUCUGUGGAAUUCGUCAAUGGCAGUGAGGCUGAAGUGGGACAACGUCAUUCACCUGCAGACUUGGAGGCCUUGACAAAGCAAGCUGACCACGAAAUUCUGGAACGAUUCCCGAGUCUGAAGACCCAGCCAGAAAGGACGAGUCAGCUCCAGGAGAAGUUGGCUGAGAGGAUGGGCCAGCCACUUCGCCUGUACAGAUUCACGGUCCCCCCAGCGAUGGUGGCCAAGCGUAACCUUGCCUUUGUCGGAAUGUCCUCAUCAAUUACCACUCCGAUCGUCGCUACAGUACAGGCACUCUGGAUCUCAGCCUUUUUCGACAACAAGCUUGACAGGCUGCCCGAGUCAGAAGAUGAUAUCAAAUGGGAGACAGUCCUCCAUAGUCGGUUCUGUCGAUGGAGAUAUCCGAUCGGUUAUGGUCCUAACUUUCCCGACUUCGUCUUCGAUGCUGUCCCAUACGUCGAUAUGCUGCUGCGAGAUGUCAACCUAGAGUCGCAUCGAAAACCCGGUAAGAUGGCCGACAUGUUCGAUCCUUAUGGACCUGAGGAUUAUGUCGGGCUUGUGGAUGAAUGGAAGAAAGGACAUGCAUAA